UUUCCUGCUCGGGUUAGCCUCCCCUCUAUCGCCAUAUUGGGCACCGAAAAGCCUCCUGUUAUUUCUUCCUUUUACUACGACGCUGAAGUUGACAGGAGUGGCUGUCGUGAGUGUAUUUUGUUUUGAUGCACCGUAGGAGGAAUUCUCUCUCUCUCUCUCUCUCUCUCUCUCUCGCGUGCGUUUUUUUUGUUUCCGCUCGGAGCUGCUCGGGGGCUUUAAAGUGUGUCUCCUGCGUGGCAUGCGCGCGCUCGGUGCCACUGGGGUUUUGACGCCUGUUGUUUUGGUUCCAGGAGAAAACUGGGCUUUGUGAUUUUUCAAAAAAAAAAAAAUAUAUAUAUACAUAUAUAUAUAUAUAAACAUAUAUUUUUGGUGGCGUGUGUGUAUGCGUGUAAUAUUUUAAAAACAUUUUUCAAGCUGUAAAAACAAUGUCUAACGUGCGCCUGUCGAACGGGAGCCCGACCCUGGAGAGGAUGGACGCUACGAGGCUGUCGGAUCAACCCAAACCGUCGGCGUGCAGGACUCUGUUCGGUCCGGUGGAUCAUGAAGAGUUAAAGAGGGAGUUAACCGGCCACCUGAAGGCGAUAGAAGAGGCGGCAGUCGAGACCUGGGGCUUCAACUUUUCCACACACACACCGCGGCCCAAUGCCAGAUUCAUCUGGAAACUGGUGGACAGUAAGGACUUACCGAGUUUCUACAGCGCGUCUGAACAGCCCAGCAAAAGUGUGUGUCCGUCUGGGAAUAACGGGGUGGAUCUAAACGGGAACUGUGGACUAACAACAACAAACGAGGAGAAAGAGGACAGAUCUGAAAAACACACCGACAGAACAGACAAGAGAAAAAGACCUGCGUGUAUCGACUCGUCGUGUCCGAGUAAACGCACGCGCACCUGUUUAGAUGAAACUCCUCACACACCGAAGAAAUGCAGUCCGCCGAGACACACGUAAACACAGCGGAGAGCUGAAGAUGUUCUCUCCCUCCUGACGGCUUCAGUGCUUGGCAAACAAAAAAAUCCACGGAGUGAAGAAUGAAAUAAAAUAGCGGGGAGACUGGACAAGCACUGAAACAAACGUUCUGGCACUAAAAAUAAAAGAAAAAAAAAAGAAAGAAAUCAACUGCCUCAAAAGCAGUCUAUGUAGCAGUGUGCAAUUAGGUUUAAUCUCCUUUUUUGCUCAUUAUUAUUUUCUUACUACCUGUGUACAUAUUUUCUUUUCGUAUGUAGCACAUAAUACAUAUUACAUUGGGUUUGUUUUUUCUUUUCUUUUCAGUCUUGGACUAGGUGAAUUCCAAUUGACUUGAAGAGCUGCGAUUUAGGGGGUUCAAAAAAAAAAAAAAAAUAUUUUUUCCAAAAUGCUGUUCGCCGUUUUGUUUUUGUUCUUAAAGGCGGUGUACCCUCACUUUUACAAUGAUUUUACAGAUGUCUGUUUGUGUUCUUCUGUCACCUAAAUCCGUUGGAGUGUCCACACAUGCUCGAACAGCUGUGCACACCUACAGCACUCGGGUGAUACAUGGUACAUAAAUCGCCUGGUCACGUGUAGAUCGGUGUGGUUUCCAGCCUCUCUGUUUGCUCUCUUUGAAAGAAAGAAAACCUCAUCCAAACUACAUACUCUGUAGAUAAUGCAGAGCGCUAGCUGAAAUCUAAAUUAUUAUUCUGUGUAAUUUAUGUCUCUGAUUUUGAUUAGGACAGCUGACCGAUAAAGUUCAGUUAUAGACAAGGUCAAACCAUGUAGCAUCAACCAGUAUUAACACCAUGUGAGGCACUUGCUGAAAGACUAAAGUAUCCCUCACUUAUUCAUAAAUUAUUCUUUAAUGUUUCUUGGUGUUUUUUUUGUUUUGUUUUUUUUUUGAGUGAAAUCUUCUACUGAUGGUCUUUAGUUUUCCUGUUUCAUUUCACUCUGUUUGACUCCAGCACUCCCCCACAUUUAAUGUAAUGUCAGAAAUCUCUCUCAGCCGUAUGCACCUACACUCCCAUUUGAUUCUGUGGUUAAUUAUAACACGAUUUUAUUUAUAGAAAAAAAAAAACAUAAA
Messenger RNA from Hemibagrus wyckioides, 2025 nucleotides. It is a transcript of the gene cdkn1bb, whose product is annotated as cyclin dependent kinase inhibitor 1Bb. NCBI's taxonomy places the organism in Eukaryota, Metazoa, Chordata, Actinopteri, Siluriformes, Bagridae. Gene Ontology annotation, molecular function: cyclin-dependent protein serine/threonine kinase inhibitor activity; protein-folding chaperone binding. Gene Ontology annotation, biological process: negative regulation of cell population proliferation; regulation of cell cycle; G1/S transition of mitotic cell cycle. The coding region runs from base 426 to 944 and encodes 172 amino acids. The record is from RefSeq and is a predicted model, not a curated record. Gene Ontology annotation, cellular component: cytoplasm; nucleus. The transcript has 3 exons.